AUGUUCCUUAAAGCAUACUGGAAUAAUAAACUGUCUCCUGCAGCGAUUACUAAAUACGCAAGCGGAGCCGUUAGCAGAAGCUACUUACAGAUUAUUAUUUUUUUACCUUCAUCAAACGUUAUUAACACUUUUUCUGACUCCGUGUCCAUUUUAUCGCAGACUAAACUCCCCGUGGAAGAGUACUUGGAGCCGUUGCAGGUGAACAAGGACUACUGUGACAUCACAUACCGACAGAAGGACGACUCGCUGCUAGGGUACAUCCUCAGCAUCUUCGAGAACCGGUUCGGGAUCAGACGAGAAACAAACGACGACCAUCACUCUGAGGACUCAGAAGGUGAUCCCAAAGAUGGCAGCGAGGACCCUGGCCGCAGGUGGCCAGAGGAGCGCAAGUCAGGCAGGACCAACAUGGCGGACCGGCCUCUCCCGGUGCCGGUUGAGAACGAGCCCUACUACAUGAACGUGGACAGAGCUGAGGCACAGAACUUGCUGAAGGGACAACCUGAUGGAACCUUCAUUCUAAGGCCUUCUAGUCAGCCGGACCACGCGUAUACUCUCAGCGUGUCCUGCUCCAACGCCGUCCACAACGUGGGCGUCCGGCGCAGGCCUGACGGUCGGCUGGCGCUCGGUUUCCCCCGCCGCGGCGAGCACAGCUUCCCGAGCGUGACGUCAUUGCUGCGACACCACAGGAAAAGACGACUGCUGUUAGUCGCGGCCGGUGACGUCAUCGGAGCUACCACCCUUAACGAAACACCGCACUACUAUCAGAGCCCUAGCAGUCUUCCAGUACCCAUUGGGAAUUGAUGAAGCAAGUUAUUAUUGAUACCCGAAUUUCGGUUUCAUUUUUAGAGUACGAAGCUCUAAAAUUAAAUGAAGUCAACGUUGAUGAUGAUAAAAAAACCGAUGUGUCUACGAAGGUGAUCUUCGAUUGCCAAUUAUUUUUACUUUUUGAUCGAAUGUUUGCCAAGUCAUUUGUAAGAGUUGCGUAUAAUCGUCGAUUUAAAACGAUUCCUUUAUUAAUAGUCCAUUCUUGAGUUAUUCCGUAAUGGUUAGUGACUAUUAAAUAUAAUCUACUACAAUUCCUCGGCAAUGAUUUUUGUAUGUAAAUAUAAUUCAGUUUAUAAUAAAAAAAAAAUGAUAUUACGCUGUUAACGUCCAGACUGUUAAUGAGUUAAACAAAGCACCUAAUAAUAAAGUUUUCCCACCUAA
Messenger RNA from Trichoplusia ni (cabbage looper), 1206 nucleotides. RefSeq lists its product as uncharacterized. Bases 1 to 801 code for a protein of 266 amino acids. The transcript has 3 exons. NCBI's taxonomy places the organism in Eukaryota, Metazoa, Arthropoda, Insecta, Lepidoptera, Noctuidae. Gene Ontology annotation, biological process: intracellular signal transduction; cell surface receptor protein tyrosine kinase signaling pathway. The record is from RefSeq and is a predicted model, not a curated record.